AUGGUGAUGUUCUUUUAUGGUAACAAAGCAAUUGGAAUAGAUGAGGCUGAGUUCUGGGAGAAGAGCUAUCUUUUGAGACGAACGCAGUAUCAGAAGUUGGAUGUCGCUUACACCACUGAUCUUCAACCUUUAACAGAUGAUAAGAAGGAUGUAACAGGAAGAGAGUCCAUUUCCGUUUCAAUUUCUGCAAAAAGAAAAGAUCGGAAUGAGAGAGACCUUCAAGUUUGUCCUUUGUUUAUUAAGGACAUAGCUAAGUCAAUUAUUUCUGCUGGAAAAUCUUUGCAGCUGAGUCGACGUGCUCCCUCAGCAUGCUUAGCGGUAUUUGGUGAUAAUCAAGAGAUUGGGCAGAGCAUAGCUGCGAUUACUUUGUCAGAGAUCUUUUGUGUCUCAGUAGUAGCUCUUGUUGGCCAUGGUGAUCACAUCUCCAAAUGCUUUUGGGAAGAUGAAAGAAUUGUUUCCUUGUUUCACUCUUCUGUGGGAAAACAAAAACCACAAGUAACUGGAGAGAGCUUGCCAGGCGUAGCAUGCUCUGAGAAGAUUUGGUAUAAGUUAUUAGCUGAUACAUUUUCUAGGAACAGAGAGAUUGAUUUAACAUCUAUGCCUAAGGAUGCCAGCAAUUUUACUGAUGCUAAGGGAGAGAAUGUUGCUACUGUUGUUACAACUGAAGUGCCCCUUGUUAGAUCAUUCUGCCCAGAAAAUCCAUCUAUGACUGUUUGCCAAAGAUCACUUUGUGAGAAUAAGGAUGCUUGGAGCACAUUGAACUUGUCCAGAAACUUUUAUCUGCCCCCUUUAAAUGACGAGGGCUUGAGAAGGGCUAUUUUCAGUGGAGAUAGUGGACCGUUUCUGGUAGAUAAAGGAACGAAUUAUACUUUUGGUUUUCAGUUUGGUGAAUAUGAAUAUGCUCGCUCACAGGAGGACACAAAGAUGUUAGAAGGGUUAUUCCCAUUUCCAACUCUCCUUCCAUCGUUUCAGGAGGACCAUCAUAUGUCAGAGUUUUUACCAUUUCAGAAGAACAGCACCCUUCCUUCAAGAAUUCUUAGCUGGAUUCAAAGUGUUGAGCUGAAAGCUACUCUACUUCCUGUGGUUAUUCUACAGGAAUGCCUUAUUGUCUACAUCAAGAAGCAGGUUGAUAAAAUUGGUGGAAAUAUAUUGUCAAAGUUACUUUAUGACUGGAGAUUGAUGGAUGAGCUGGGAGUGUUGCGUGCUAUUUUCCUGUUAGGUUCAGGUGAUUUACUGCAGCACUUCUUGACUGUGGUUUUUAAUAAGUUGGACAAGGGAGAAUCCUGGGAUGAUGAUUUUGAGUUGAACAUGAUAUUACAGCGACAAAGCGAUCGCCUUGGUCGCCUUAUUGAAGCUCGCUUCGUCUGGGCUUUGCCAGGCGAGCUGGGUUCGUUUCGCCCAGGCGAAUCAAUUAGGAACUCUGCUGACAGCAUACUGCUAAGUGCACCAGAUUCGCUGGUUGUCUCUAUCAGCAAAAAUAAUAGUUUAUGUGGUGAUGAGCAACAUGAUGCAUCUAUCCUUGUCUCAACGCCUCGGAAAAGUCGUGCGCAGAUCUUUGGAAUUGAUGGGCUUGAGUCACUGAAGUUCACAUACAAGGUCUCUUGGCCACUCGAACUUAUUGCUAAUACAGAAGCAAUUAAGAAGUAUAACCAGGUGAUGAGUUUCUUAUUGAAGGUCAAGCGUGCAAAAUUUGUUCUGGAUAAAGCUCGGAGGUGGAUGUGGAAGGAUAGAGGCAUUGCAACAAUCAGUCGCAAGCACCACUGGUUAGUGGAGCAAAAAAUACUCCAUUUUGUGGAUGCUUUUCACCAAUAUGUGAUGGACAGAGUAUAUCACAGUGCAUGGUGUGAACUUUGUGAAGGUAUGGCAGCAGCUGGAUCAUUGGAUGAAGUCAUUGAAGUGCAUGAGGCCUACUUAUUAUCAAUCCAGCGACAAUGCUUUGUUGUUCCGGACAAGCUGUGGGCAUUAAUUGCUAGCCGGAUCAACAGUAUCCUUGGAUUAGCUCUGGACUUCUAUUCCAUACAGCAGACACUAAGCAGUGGUGGAGCUGUUUCCGCCAUCAAGGCUAGAUGUGAAAUGGAAGUGGAUCGGAUAGAGAAGCAGUUCGAUGAUUGCAUAGCCUUCCUCCUGAGAGUCCUAUCUUUUAAGCUCAAUGUGGGGCAGUUCCCUCAUUUAGCAGAUUUGGUCACUAGAAUCAACUACAAUUACUACUACAUGUCUGACAAUGGAAACUUGAAAACUGUCCCUGGAUCUGAGACCGUUACUUCUAAGUUGGGGAAGGCCUUUCCGGUCAGAGCAGACUGA
This is a messenger RNA of Ilex paraguariensis (yerba mate), 2301 nucleotides long. Lineage: Eukaryota; Viridiplantae; Streptophyta; Magnoliopsida; Aquifoliales; Aquifoliaceae. The record is from the annotation of a GenBank genome assembly.